AUGGGGAAAGGAAAGAAAUCAGCUCAACAAGCCGAAUCAUCCAAGGAAGAAAAGCAUGCAGAGGCUGAAGGAAGUCAAAGGUUACUCGCUGAUGGCGAACCUGAAUCGCCUCCACCGAGAAACGAUAUGCCCGUCUCCGAUGCACUCCCUGAGGUCACCGAGGAGCUUGACUCAUUCAAUACCGCUAAUGAGAAAGCCCCUUCAGAGGAGAGCGAUGAAAGGACUCCAGGUCUUGGAGAGGAGCCAUCUGUGAAGGUUCCUGAAGCAGAUCCGCAACCGCAAAUCGGAUCCACUGGUGCUGCCAUUCAAGAUGUUCCGGUCACUGCUAAAUCACCAGAAGAAAAGGAUGAAUCUGCUCUACCUCUGGCGAUCAUUGAAGUUGAGAAGGAGCUAAGUGAAGCUGAGUCUGAUUCAGCCAAGAAAGUGGACGAUGAACCCAAGGAUGAUGCUGUUACUGUGGGUUCUGAAUCAGAUGAAGCUUCCCAGAAGGAAAGGAGGAAGAAACGGGUGCUGAAGAGAUUAGGGUUGCGCUCUGGGAAACAGAGAAAGACAGGGGAGUCUAGUACACCAACUCAAUCUCAGUUUCUCACACCAGAAGAUGCAACCAAGUCUCCAUAUUUGGCUAAGGAAGCAGGAGCCUCGCCUCAGCUGAGAUCGAGAAGGUCUGGUGAUAAAAGUGCUGAACCAAUGCCUCCUCUCAUCAAGAAAAGGAAGCUGAUCAGUGGGGGUUACUUGGCCGUUAUCAAGAAAGGAUCUAUGGAAUCAACUGUCUCGAAUCUUGCAGUGUAUGUUGAGCAAGUUGUAGCUGAGUUCUAUGCAGGUCUGCCGAGUACUAAAGCUGAAGCGGAUGUUGAUGAAGUGGUUGUCUCUGUACGGGGACAAGAGUACAAGUUCUCACCUGCGCACCUCAAUAAUGCCAUAGAUUGGGAACCACUUACUGAGGAAGAAGAGGAGGAAGCCGCAACGUUGGAUGAUAUCUCGGUAACUGAGUUAGCUUCUUUCAUCACCGGAGAUACAAAGACAGAAUGGGAUGGUCUCACUACAGCGGACCUUACUCCAUGCUACGGGGCCUUGAUGAUCAUAGCUGCAUACAACUGGAUUCCCUCGACUCACAAGACAUAUGUCUCACUUGAGAGAGCAAGACUGAUCUACAAGAUGGCUCAUGGAGUCCGUGUUGAUUUGGGGAAGAUGAUGUUCAGACAGAUUCUUAAUCUUGGAGUGAUUCAAGUCAAUGAUGCCCGCUGGUUGAUCUUCCCUCGCUUGAUCAUGGCACUUCUUCAAAGUCAGCAGGCGGUUCCAUCCUAUCCUAGUGACAAGCUCCAACGUCCGGUUCUCUACAAGAAGGAUAAACGAGUGGGCGAGAUCUAUGAGCAGAGACUGGCAAAAGGAAAGGGACCAGCUAAAGCUGAACCAAAGAGAAGCUCUGCAAGGACAACCCGUCAGAACUGCACCACGUCGUGUAUCCCUUUAUGA
This is a messenger RNA of Raphanus sativus (radish), 1473 nucleotides long. RefSeq lists its product as uncharacterized. The transcript has 3 exons. The record is from RefSeq and is a predicted model, not a curated record. NCBI's taxonomy places the organism in Eukaryota, Viridiplantae, Streptophyta, Magnoliopsida, Brassicales, Brassicaceae. Bases 1 to 1473 code for a protein of 490 amino acids.